AUGUCAAAGCACCGUUGUUCAGGAGCUCAUCUUCCUACAGAAACCUUCCGGAAACAACGUUCAUCACAUUUCGCAUCGCUGUCAAUAGAAGCAAAACCAUUAUUGUCAGGAUCGUUGACGUUACCAACCGUUACCGCUGACGUUCAGAAUCAUCCGACGACAUGCGGUCUACCUGGACCUGGCUUCAAGCCUAAUAAAUUGAAAGCAAAAGCAAGAAACAAGAGAGACAUUGAUAACUACUAUUCGGCGGACUAUAAUCCUACUGCUGGUGAUGAGACCGAGGAGGACGAGAACGAUCCGAUGCGAACAAAAAUAAUGGGAGGUGAGAGAGCUGUGAAAGAUGAACUGCCGUGGGCUGCUGCGGUUAAGAAGACUCUUAAGAAGAAAAGUAAGCUUGAACCAGCUGCUAAUUUCGAAUGUUUCCAAAUCGUUGAUAAUAUGAUUCCUGAGGGAGAUGUUCGGAAUAGGGCCUCGGUUGUGAUCGGUGGUACUUGUCAGAAAGUCGACAAAAAAUACAACUGUGCUGAAGAAGAUGUUGUUUCCGUGUUCCAAAUUAAGAGAGCAUCUUAUAGAAGUUUUUUCGAAUAUGGAAGUGAGUUUACACAUGACUUCGCGAUUCUUGAGCUAACUGCUGACGUUCCUAAACAUAUCCAUCAUAUUUGUCUUCCUCACAUGAACAAGAAGAUCGAUAUAAGUGAUUCAUCGUUGAGAAUGAGCUCAUUUGGAUGGGGCAGCGACCGUGUGAAAAUGACUGAAAAGGAAUGCAAAAAAUUCUACCCCAAAAAGUUGGAUGACACAUUCUGCACCUUUGAACAUCCCGACCGAAACGUUUGCCGUGGCGAUAGUGGUAGUGGAAUUACAGCAAAUAUAGGCGGCAGAACAUAUCUUGCUGGAGUAGUGUCUGGUGGAAAUCAAUGCGAUGAUUUGCUAAGCGGCAGUGAAAAACCAGAAGCUCAGGUCAGCACGGACGUUACUAAGUAUGCUGCUCUAAUCGAUACUGCUUGGCUUGGAACGAAAAAAUCCAAGUGA
Necator americanus (New World hookworm) is the source of this 1029-nucleotide messenger RNA. RefSeq lists its product as uncharacterized. Gene Ontology annotation, molecular function: serine-type endopeptidase activity. The transcript has 9 exons. NCBI's taxonomy places the organism in Eukaryota, Metazoa, Nematoda, Chromadorea, Rhabditida, Ancylostomatidae. The record is from RefSeq and is a predicted model, not a curated record. Gene Ontology annotation, biological process: proteolysis. The coding region runs from base 1 to 1029 and encodes 342 amino acids.